AUGGCUGACAAGCAAAUCAUUCCCCCAAAGCAUGACCUCGAUGCCAAAUGGGACGCCUGCCUUGAUCUCACUGUCCGUCGCUUCGUCUACUCCUCAUCUGCCGGUGCAUUUGCCGGUGCAUUUGCCGGUUCAGCUUCUGUUGCAUACAGUGUUUCUGGCAACAGGAGUGCUGCAGCCUACUUGAAAGGAAUGAGCAGGGUGUAA
Molecule: messenger RNA, 204 nt
Organism: Sphenostylis stenocarpa
Lineage: Eukaryota; Viridiplantae; Streptophyta; Magnoliopsida; Fabales; Fabaceae
Source: the annotation of a GenBank genome assembly